Molecule: messenger RNA, 426 nt
Organism: Adineta steineri
Lineage: Eukaryota; Metazoa; Rotifera; Eurotatoria; Adinetida; Adinetidae
Source: the annotation of a GenBank genome assembly
AUGGCCAAUAUACCACCACCACCAGCAGCUCAACCACAACCACGUCAACCUCCAGUCAACAUAGUAGGCAUUGUGGAUUUGGUUGAUCCUGCACCAUUAACCACCUCAUGGAUAUAUUAUGCCGUUGGCUGUGAUUUAAUGGAGCUUUUAAAACUUCAUAUUGGAAGAGGUGGUACAUUGCCAUAUACAGAAGAUGUUAAUAAACACCAACAAACAGAGCAAGAACUCAAGAAAGAGCUUGAUAGUGCUCGAGUGAAUCUGGUCAAUUGUUCUCAUGUAAAUGAUCCCAUGGAAUGGGCUGAUUUAUUAAAUAAGGUCACUGAUAUAGCGAUAGAAUAUGGUAAAAUAUCAGGACAUCUCAAAAUGAUGGAAGAUAUGCAUAUUGGUAAAGGUGGCUCAUUGCCAUAUGUACCAAAUAUCACUUAA